Molecule: messenger RNA, 1758 nt
Organism: Spizellomyces punctatus DAOM BR117
Lineage: Eukaryota; Fungi; Chytridiomycota; Chytridiomycetes; Spizellomycetales; Spizellomycetaceae
Exons: 3
Coding region: 121-1644 (507 amino acids)
Biological process (GO): transmembrane transport
Molecular function (GO): transmembrane transporter activity
Source: RefSeq, a predicted model, not a curated record
UUUCGCCGCUCGAGUUUUGGUUUGUUUUCCCUUUUAGCGCCCAUUGGGCAGAAACUCAAUGGCUCGAUCCCCCGCAUCCCCACCACCACCACCAGCCCCACAGCGACAGCAACCAUAGUGAUGACACCUCCGCGUCCCUCCCGUUCGUCUGUGGACUCUGACCUGGAGGACGAAAUGGCAAUGUUCGAUCCUGAGAACUCGUCGUCCUCGCUGGUCGGCGAUAUGUACCCGCAGGCCAAACAGUCGCCGGGAGUCUCUAUCCUCCGUCCACCGUCCUCCCUUCCCGUCCGUCAAACUCUUCUCCUCCUUGUUACAGUCCUUCCCGAGAUUCUCAUACACCACAUGUUGACUCCGCUAUAUCCCUACAUGACCAGAUCCCUCCUUCCUCCAGAACAGAGUAAUAGGACGGGUUACUAUGCCGGGCUGCUGCAAUCCGCCUACGCAUUUCCGACAACUUUCAUGGACGCUGUUUGGGGACAUUUGUCAGAUGCUGUCGGCCGCCCACCAGUCCUCCUGGGUGGUCUUAUUGGGUACGGUAUAGGAACAUUAUUCCUGGGCCUCAGUACCGACUACUGGCUUGCGGUUGUUUCGUUGUGCCUAACAGGGUUCUUCUCCUCCAAUUCUGUCGUUGCCAAAGGCAUGAUUGGAGAGAUUACCCAUGACGAUUCAUCCAGAGCCUGGGCGUACAGCGCAUACGGCGUCGUUUUCAGUGCGGCGGGGAUAAGUGGGACUCUCGUCGGAGGGUUCCUAGCUGAUCCCGCCCUCUUUGAUGGCGUACAAUUCUUGAAGAAGCGUCCAUACUUUGUCGCAUGCUCGUUUGGGACCCUAUUGGCUUGUUUGGGCGUGUUUGUUACCCUCAAAUGGCUCAUAAAGUCACCAAGGCCGUACAAGGCCGUCCACACAUCCACCGAGGAUGUGGAAAUGGAAAUUUCUCAGAGAGCUCCUGUGCGGCGACAGAAUACAGAUGAAGAACUAUUAGAGGAACUAGAAUCACCCAUUAAAACACGUCCUAAUCGUCUUCUACGCUUUCUUGGUCCAUACAAAACCCUCCUGACCCCACGCACACUUGCACCUAUUCUCCUAUUUGCACUCUAUAAGCUCACCCACACUCUCUUUCAUACCGCCCUGCCCCUACUCGCCUCGGCUCCCGUAUCCCGGAAUGGGUUUGGUCUUCCACCCAAAUCCACUUCCUUGGCCCUUACGCUUUUAAGUAUCGCGAAACUAAUUACAAAGGCAUCGUAUUACCCGAUUCAUCAACGACUCGGAACGACGACUUCAUAUGCUCUCGGAGCAACCUUGAUUGUUCCCGCGGCGUUUGUAGCACCAGUCUUUGGACACACUUACAUGUGGCCGAGCAUAUACGUUGCGACGAUUUUGGUUGGCAUUGGGGAGGGAUUGUGUUACUUGUCUUCUAUCAUGUUGCUGACAAAUUCGGUGGGGAGAGAGUAUUUUGGACUUGUCCAUGGUGUUGCAGGAUGCUUGGGAAGUGCAAUGAAGACGAUUGGACCGGCGUUUGCGGGUUGGGCGUGGGAAGCCGGUGUUGAGAGAGGGAUUUCCUGGGGAGUUUUUGCCAUUGUCGGUGUAGCCGGACUUGUUGGGGGAUGCGUUAGUUUGGCAAUGAAGUGGAUUUGGUGGUUAAGAUGAUGAUGACAUAUAGUGUAUUUUGAAUGGAUAUUUUUUUAAUUUCGUGCCGGUAAGAUGAGGCGACGCCAAUACUCUACCAGGCCAUCAAUAACAGAUAAUAAUGAAGUAUUGCAG